GAAUGAGUGAGAAAUGAGUUUGGACUUCCCUGGUUCCAAAGUUCAGGUGGUGAAAUGAUUUUGUCAUCAACUUCUGGUGGGAAAGAUGUCACGGCGUUUGGCGAGAUCCUCAAAUCUGUCUCCAAACGAGUCGUCGGACUCCUCGAGGUAGAGAACAUCACCAUCAACUCUGCUCUGUUUCUAUUUGACAUCAGCGAUUUUCAUGCUGGUUAUUCGCACUCGCCGGAUUUGUUUAACUACAUUCUUCGCCGAAUUGUGGACUCCCGACGCGUUUGCCCCCGUUAUCAGAAUCGUUCAACUCUUUGAAGCCCAGAAGUUCAAAUGCCCUGAAGUUGUGGCGUUGACAGUGAUCAAAGCGUAUGCUAAAACUUCAAUGCCUGAUAAAGCAUUAGAUGUCUUUCAACAAAUACUUUUGUAUAUGCUUACUUUGAGUCGAGGAAUUGGUGGGUGUAAAGCCAAAUUUGCAAACGUAUAAUAUUUUUGGUUAAGAUUGGGUGCUAGGGUAAGGAGUUUCAGAAGGUGAAAGGGCUGUUGGAUUGGAUAAGGAUCAUAUUGGCCAAAGGUAGUAACGUGGUGGGUGCAAGGAAGAUGUUUGAUGAAAUGCCUGAGAAAGGAAUGAUACCUGAUGUUACUUGUUAUAACAUUUUGAUUAAUGGGUUUUUCAAGCAAGGGGAUUAUGUUAAAUGAGGUUUGGCAGAGAUUGCCGAAGGCAUCUUCUGUGUUCUCUAAUGUGAUUACUGAUAACUUAUAAUGUUGUGAUUAAUGGUUUGUGCAAAUGUGAGGGAUUUGAAGAGUGUUUGGAAAAAUGGGAUAGGAUGAAGAGGAAUGAUAGAGAAGGAUUUAUUUACAUGUUCUGAUAAAUGAGUUGAGAGAGAUGGUCAAGAGUGUGGUAUUGCCUGAUGUGGUAACUCACAAUGUAAUGCUUAAUGGAUUCUGCUGAGCAGGGAAGAUAAAAGAGAGUUUCAAAUUGGGGGAGGUCAUGGGGAAGGAGGGUUGUGAAAAUGUUACAAGUUAUUAUAACAUAUUUAAUGAAAGGCUUGUUGAGAUUGGGAAGGUGGGUGAAAAAAAUUUCUACAUGAGAGCUCGUGUCUGUUAAGUGUUGCAAUCCUAAUUCUACCACUCAUUAUGGAGUUUUAAUUCAUGGAUUGUGUAAGAAUGGGUUCUGUGAUAUCUACAACUUUCUGAAAUUAAGCACUGGUUUCCUUGUCCAUUAAAGGUGUACUUGAUCAGCUCAUGAAUGUGAUUUCUAGUUAGAAAGGCAGUUCUUUAAAAGUGAUUGAGGUAUGGCUGGAUGAGUUCCUACAG
Molecule: messenger RNA, 1305 nt
Organism: Rubroshorea leprosula
Lineage: Eukaryota; Viridiplantae; Streptophyta; Magnoliopsida; Malvales; Dipterocarpaceae
Source: the annotation of a GenBank genome assembly